CCCUCCCACGAUCUUCAGAUUCAAGAUGGCUGCUGGGGACUACAGCGGCAGGCCUCCCUCCCUAAAUUUCCCCGGCCCAGGGCCUUUGGGAAAUGGCCAGCCCAGCAACAGUGGUUAUUCAAUGCCUACGCCUGCAAGGCGCCCCAACCCGCAGUCGGAGCCUGGCGGAGAAGAAAGCGCCGGUGUUGCAGCUGGAACUCCACCGAAUGUGCAGAACUCGAUUCAGCGAGCGUCAGCUCAAAGCGCUGCGGCAAGGGGGGCCUCCGGAGCAACGGCAUCGAAUGUUUCCGCUGCGAGUGUACCAGGAACCCAUUCCUCACUGGCGUCAGCACCACCGGCCGCUGCUGUUUUGGUUUACCGGGAGCCGGUGUACAACUGGCAGGCGACGAAAAGCACCGUAAAGGAACGGUUUGCUUUCCUGUUCAAUAACGAGGUUCUGAGUGACGUUCAUUUUCUGGUGGGGAAAGGUAUGGGAGUGCAACGAAUACCCGCACACAGAUUCGUUCUCGCUGUGGGCAGCGCAGUCUUCGAUGCCAUGUUCAACGGGGGUAUGGCGACCACCUCAACGGAAAUCGAGUUGCCAGAUGUCGAACCUGCAGCCUUUCUGGCAUUACUGAAGUUCCUGUACUCUGAUGAGGUCCAGAUAGGACCUGAGACGGUGAUGACCACUCUGUACACGGCUAAGAAGUAUGCAGUGCCAGCCUUGGAGGCCCACUGUGUGGAGUUCCUCAAGAAGAACCUGCGGGCUGACAAUGCCUUCAUGCUGCUCACUCAGGCUCGACUUUUCGAUGAGCCCCAGCUUGCCAGCUUGUGUCUAGAGAACAUCGAUAAGAGUACCGGAGAUGCGCUAGCAGCUGAGGGUUUCACUGACAUAGAUCUGGGUAUUGUAGUUCACUCUACAUAUGGUAAUGCAUUCUUGAAAUGCGCAUGGCAAUGUUUGUGUCUCAUGACGAUUGCUCUCUCCCUCCUUUCCUUUUCACUCUUUCCCCUUCUCCUAUGUCUUCCCUUCCUUCCCUCUCUUCUUCCUCUCUGUCUUCUCUCUUUCCCUCUCUUGUCCACUCCCUCCAUCUUUCUACCCUCUCUCCCUCCUCUCUCAGAUACUUUAGUGGCUGUGCUGGAGCGGGACACUCUGGGGGUGAGGGAGAUGUGUUUAUUUGUUGCGGCGGUACGCUGGGCAGAGGCAGAGGCCCACCGGCAGCAGCUACAGUCCACCCCAGAGAACAAACGCAGGGUCCUGGGCAAGGCCCUCACCCUCAUCCGCUUCCCACUCAUGACUAUCGAGGAGUUUGCCGCAGGACCGGCCCAGUCCAGUAUCCUGACAGACAGGGAGGUGGUGAGUCUGUUCCUUCACUUCACGGUGAACCCAAAGCCCCGCGUAGAGUUCAUCGACCGGCCUCGCUGCUGCCUCCGGGGGAAGGAGUGCAGCAUCACACGCUUCGGACAGGUGGAGAGCCGCUGGGGCUACAGUGGGACCAGUGACCGUAUACGGUUUUCAGUGAACAGGAGGAUCUUCGUGGUUGGCUUUGGCCUCUACGGCUCCAUACACGGCCCCACAGACUACCAAGUCAACAUCCAGAUCAUUCACACAGAUAGUAACACAGUGCUGGGUCAGAACGACACAGGUUUCAGCUGUGAUGGCUCAUCCAACACCUUCAGAGUCAUGUUCAAGGAGCCGGUGGAGAUCCUACCCAAUGUCAACUACACAGCCUGCGCCACACUCAAGGGUCCGGACUCUCACUAUGGGACCAAGGGAAUGCGUAAGGUGACUCACGAGUCGUCCUCCACCGGCACCAAGACCUGCUUCACCUUCUGCUACGCCGCGGGCAACAACAACGGCACCUCGGUAGAGGACGGACAGAUCCCUGAAGUCAUCUUCUACACCUAGUCCCCUCUAACCUCACGAGCUCAGGGUCACUGGACUGCUGAGAGACUCUGGCCCUGUUAGAAUAUGGAAUAUGUAACAAUUGCCUAUCUAACCCGUGGCCCUUCCUUAGUCUGAUUGUACGUGAUUGGUUGGAUUGUGGGAUGUGGAAGCCACACACCCAGUUCUGUCAGAGUGGUGAGGUCACAGAGGGAGGGAUCAAGGUCUUUAUCCAUCUCUCAACUUCCCCUUCCACUGACCAUGGAGAGGGGUCUGUUUGAUUUGUUACUUUGACGAAAGGGAGGACUGGGGUUAAAACCCGGACUGGGAAGAGUCAUAAACUGGUCAGAACUAUUGACUCUUACUUGGGAAAAGGAGGAAAGCUUGACAUGGACUGUCUGCCGGGAGCGAGAUGCAUCCAGCUACGCCGAUAUACGAACUUACUGUUACACUACCAAUCAGGAUCCAUCCAAUUGAUCAGUGACCCACCAUGCUUCCCUGACUUAAAUUCCAGUCCCUAGCCCUUUAGGAUGCACAAAAACAUCUUUAGACAAUGUUUAACCAUCAGGUUAAACUGUUGUCUUUGGACUCAUGUCAUUUGCCUGUUCUACAUGGAUUUACGCACGGCUGCAGGAUGUUCAGCUCUCGCUACCACUACGAAAGUCGGGUCCAUAAUAGCCAUCUUUGGCAAUGAGCAAAAAAAUAACUAAAUUGGAGCUGCAUUAUGGAAAUAUUCAUUUUUCUAAAUUUAAGAUUAAAAUCCCCAGGGCAGUCUAAGGCCAAUGUUGAUUGUGGAGAGUUUUGGGCUUAAAUGUUCUGGUAUUUAGAAGGAAAACAGCCCCAUCAGAUUCACCAUAGGUAAAAGCAUCUUUAUUUCCCAAAGCCAUUAAAUCAGACUCCAGGCAGUGCCGUGCAAAUAAGUAUGGACUAAAUUAACCAAAGCCAUCAUAAUAUACAGCUUCCGAUUGAAAUGUAGGUCAUUUCCACCUGAGUAGAACAUACAAAUGCAGUCCCCGCUAAGAGGAAACAUUGCCUUAAUCACACUAAAGCUGAACUUUGAUGCACACUGCUGGCCAAGGAUCUUUAGCAUGUUUGCAUGGGUCAAAUGAAGUAUUCAGGGAACAUUACACAAAUAGUUACUGGCACAUUAAUGAUUGUAUAACAAAAUUGUACCAUUUAUAUACUAACAAUCCUCUGGCUGUCCUGAUCCACCAUCAACUCAUAAUCACUAGUUACCAUUUUCUUUAUUUCAGACCAUUCAAAAGCCAAUAAAGACAUCCACUCCAUGUACAA
Molecule: messenger RNA, 3154 nt
Organism: Salvelinus fontinalis (brook trout)
Lineage: Eukaryota; Metazoa; Chordata; Actinopteri; Salmoniformes; Salmonidae
Gene: btbd2b
Product: BTB/POZ domain-containing protein 2
Exons: 8
Coding region: 26-1885 (619 amino acids)
Biological process (GO): neurogenesis
Cellular component (GO): cytosol; P-body
Molecular function (GO): protein binding
Source: RefSeq, a predicted model, not a curated record